AGAGAGAGAGAGAGAUGGAGGCGGAGAAAGCUGGAGCGUCGCUGGACUCGCUGAUCGCCGGGUUCAACAGUCGGAUCUCGGAGCUCCAGGAACUCGUGAUUGCUCGAAACAUGUUCCCGGCCAGCAGCCUCACCGAUUUGACGGCCGUGGACGCCGCCGUGAAGGCCAUGGAGCUUCAGGUCCAGGCCAUCAAGGACCGCGUUCGCGACGAAACCCUAGCUAUCCCCAAAGCUAAAAAACUGAUCGAUGCAUCGCUGAAGCAGCAAAGGAAAUUGAAGGACAUGUCAAUUUAUGCGCCAACUCAUGUUCCUGAAAGGAUGUCAAUGUUGAAUUUGGAUACAAAUAGAUGUUUAUUUCCGGAAAGCUCUCAGCAAAACACUGGUUCUGGGAUGUUUAAGCUUGAAGAGGAUCCUGGACCACCACCACCACCUAAGGAGAAAAAGGGUCGUUCCGCACCACCGUUGUGGUUUUUAAGUGCUGAAGAGCUGGAUUCCUUGUCAUCAUACAUGAGAGGAAGGCUUACAUUAGAGAAGAUCAAUGCAGCUAUUAAUGACAUGGCGACAUAUGCUGAAGCAAAUUAUCAGCUCAUAGCUGCUCCAAAAAAAAAUGUGGCAGGAGACCGUUGGGAAAAGGCCCUGGAAAUAAGAGAUAUUGGAAUGCAUGAAGCAGUGAAGGGAAAACACUUUUUUCUUGAAACUGACAUGAAGGGACCAUCUUUGAAGCUUGACAACACUGGAAAAGCAAUACUAACUGUCCUUCGUCAUCUUGGGCGUGUAAGUGAGUCACGGAUUGGUCAUCAUCGGGUGAUUAUUCUAUUGAAGCCUCAGUGA
Messenger RNA from Argentina anserina (silverweed cinquefoil), 830 nucleotides. RefSeq names its product spindle and kinetochore-associated protein 1 homolog. NCBI's taxonomy places the organism in Eukaryota, Viridiplantae, Streptophyta, Magnoliopsida, Rosales, Rosaceae. Gene Ontology annotation, cellular component: mitotic spindle; spindle microtubule; outer kinetochore. The record is from RefSeq and is a predicted model, not a curated record. Gene Ontology annotation, biological process: regulation of microtubule polymerization or depolymerization; chromosome segregation; cell division. Gene Ontology annotation, molecular function: microtubule binding. The coding region runs from base 15 to 830 and encodes 271 amino acids. The transcript has 9 exons.